CAAGCGCUCUCAGGGCGAUCCUUGUGUUAAUGUUUUCAUUUUCCUUUGUGGCCCUCGGCGAUGCGCGCUCUACCCUUGCUGCUGGCAGUCGGCGAAAGCUGACCCAAUUCCAACCUCCACCGCAAGGCUACUACGCUCUGACCGCUUUCUGCCGCUAUCCCAGCCAAGACAUCUACGGCUUUAACAUGGGUUGCUACAUCAACGCAACUGACGCCUGCCCCGUGUCUCCGACCGACCUCAAUUCAGCGGUUUUGCAGGCAAUGGCCCAAGUGUGCCUUGCCAAGGAUGGCUGCGAGGGGUUCUCAUCUGAUGGCUGGCUCAAGUCCACAAGCCAGCAGGCCUUUGCUACUCCCGCCCCUGCGCUCCAAGGGCAGUUUCAGGGCCUUUACCUACGCAGACUCGGCUCCGGACCUCUAGCCGACUACUGCUUCUACCAGGGUCAGGACAUCCAGAAGUACACCCUGACCCGCCUGAGCGCGUAUCCGGAUACUUAUUUUGAUGGCAGCAAUGCUGAGGUCCUGGCAAAGCAGUGCAGCGCGACUUCUGGCUGCUUAGCUUUUAACACAUUGCAGUACCUGAAGACCACCGCGGACCUGUCACUUGUGAAACCGCUAACAUCCGUCUUCAGGACCAAGGGACAGGGGGUCUACCUCAAGGCAACGCUGCCCGCACCUCCUCCAAGCCCCAACCCUCCAAGCCCACCAAGCCCACUGCCGCCCAAGCCAUCACCCCCAAGCCCGUCGCCUCCUCCCCCUCCGAGUCCCUCCCCGCCCAGCCCCAAGCCCCCCUCACCUCCAAAACCACCCAGCCCAUCGCCGCGAAGCCCUCCUCCCCCUGCACCCGUGGGCCUCCUUGCUCUUGGCUCUUUUUGCCCUUACCCUGGGCAAGACAUCAAGGGCUAUGACAUUAAAUGCUAUACAUCAGGAGUAUGCCCUUUGGGCGACAGGACCACUCGUGGCCACAUUCAGGCGUUGGCAGAGGCAUGUGCCGCCACAACUGGGUGUCUGGCGUUCACCAGCGACGGAUGGCUCAAGUCCGCUGGUUCCGAGGCCAUGCAGCCCGCCACGGCCUCCUACACCACGCCAGUGCAGGGAACCUACGUGCUGCGACCCAAAGGCACUGGCCAGUCGCUUGACGCCUUUUGCUUCUACCAGGGUCAAGAUCUGCUGGAUAAUGGCAGCAAUGGCACCUACUACACGGAAGAGGACUUUCCCGACUCGUACAACAACGGAGCCAACGCGGUUGCCCUGGCAGACUUGUGCCUGAGUGACCCGGAGUGCCUUGCUUUCAACACCAACCAAGAUUUCAAGUCGACUGCCAAUCUGUCAUUGCUGACAUCCGUUCCCAGCACGUUCCCCAUGCGCGGUCAAGGACUCUACGUUCGCGCUUUCUUGCCAGCACCUCCCCCUGGUGUGCCGAACCAGCCAAGCCCACCGACGACGCCAAGCCCGCCGACGCCAAGCCCACCUAGCCCACCUAGCCCUGCACCGCCAGCAGUGGUUCAGCCCUACAUUGCACAGGUGGCCGCUAUAGGCGCGAGCACCUGUGUCCUGGUGGCCCCUGCGGGCAGGGUCAAGUGCUGGGGCGGGGGCUCUGACGGGCAGCUUGGUGGCCAAAAUACAAUAGACAUUGCAGGAAGGACUUACAUCAUCCCAGACGCAAGCAACUGCACCUACAUUAAUCUUGGCUCAAGUGUCGGUCCAGUGAUAUCCCUAAUUGCUAACCCCAAUUCGGGAAUGUCAUCCGUCUUUUGUGCGCUGCUUGCUGGAGGCUACAAGUGCUGGGGCCUCAACACCGACGGACAACUGGGAUACGGGCACAAGAAUGUCGUCGGCCUCUACAACAACACUAUGGGCGACGCCCUUCCAUACCUCAACCUUGGAGCAGAUCCCAAUACUGUCUCCCUGACAUUUGGGCCUAACCACGGUUGCGCCUUGUACAAAUCCGUGGGCAAGAUUAGGUGCUGGGGAGCGAACGCGCAUGGUCAGCUUGGUUACAAAGAUACCGCGUCGCGUGUGGUUGCCAACAUUUCAUCCCUCCCAUUCGUCGACCUUGGGAGCAACUUGACGGUCUCAGCGGUGACAGCAGGGUAUCAAAUGACCUGCGCCAUCCUCCAGCCUGGAGAUCGACUUAAAUGCUGGGGCAGAAACGAAAACGGAAUGCUGGGCAUCGAACGCAGUGAUAAUACUUACGGUGGCGCUACGAACCAGAUGGGUGACAACCUGCCUUUCGUCGACCUCGGCACGUACAACAGCGCAGCAGUAAGGGUGGCGUCCAUCGAAUUAGGGUAUAACCACGUCUGCGCACUACUGGCCUAUCCUGCCGGCAAGGUCAAGUGCUGGGGUGGCAACUACGGGGGCCAGCUUGGUCUUGGGGACACUGUUGCACGGGGCGGCGCAACUAGCCCACGUCGUAUGGGAGACGCAUUGCCCUACACGGACCUCGGAACAGCGGUAGACGGGUCAGUCCCUUCGGCCUUGACAGCGGGCUCUGCUCAUAGCUGUGCGCUGUUCAUGCCUUCUGGCCGAGUCAAGUGCUGGGGCGCCGUUGAUCGGGGGGCCAUCGGCUCCGGGGCUGCUUUAAACCUUGGUGACGGACCUGGUGAAAUGGGCGACAACCUCAAGUAUGUGGACCUUGGGAGCAACGUCACUGCCUCAGCAGUCGUUUCACUUGAUUUUGCCAUGUGCGCUCUCCUUCAACCUAGCAACCGCGUAAAGUGUUGGGGCACCAACAAUCUUGGCGAGCUGGGCAUUAGCACUGACUUGGAUCGUAACGUGGGUAUGGUCGCUAGUGAAAUGGGUGAUAACCUGCCGUACGUACCUGUGACAUACUAAUGCCACUGGGCCUAAUGCCUGAUAGGCUUCGACUUUUCGACAUGGGUCAAUGACUCUAAGGAGGCCCCAGCAGUGAUGAAAGCUGGUUGAGAUGUCCCAAUCAAGAUAGGUGCGAUCAGCAGUGUUUCAAUUUUUUUGGCUGGGAAAUUGUUUAGGAGCCAAGUGGUUACCCUUGGCCCUUUGGGGGUUAUUUUGAUAACCACCAGAUAUUUAGCAGCAUAUGACCGAGGUUGAUCGGCCACCAUUGAAGCUUGCGGCCAGCACUGGUUGCCGUUGCAGGGGCGGGCAAUUUUCGGGGUUUGGCGGCCAUAUUCCCAGUGACCACCUGGCUAAUUUCAGGGUUGGUAGGCCACCUUUACCGCUGCUUAAUUUCGGGAUAACCGCAAGGUCACUAGUAACCACGCACCAAUUUUAUAAAUACUGGGUGCGCUACUCCACCAUGUUCGGUUCUCAUCACUGCCGUACUCAUCAGUUGCAAGUGAAUUGGCCGGGCAUGGACGCUGCCGGGUCGUUAUUAUUAGUGUAAGUGCGUGCUAUGCGGUAUCUAGGCAUGCACAUGCAUGCGGCGUGGUUGUAUACGUAUGUGUGUGUGGCGGAGCUCCUUAGAGGGCGACGUCCACCUUGUUGCGUUCUUUGCCUGCUGUAUGUGGUUAUCGUGUGCUGAAAUAAUCGUGCGAUACUGCUACACUAAAUGUCAUCAGCGCGCAUGGCAUCUGUGGUAAGAUGUGGUAACUAGCCAGCUGUGCGUUUAUAGCUGUGUGUCUUCGAGCAUACCUUGAUCUUGUCAAUAGCGGCUAGCCAACUUAGGGAAUGCUCACGUGUAAGUUUAUGUAAACCACUAAGAAGAUCAACGCAGCAAUAAGAAUGCGUAGUCGUGUUCGCAAUUUGGUUUGCGACGACAGAAGCCUCUUGCGGCGUUUGCAUGGGUCGGGUACCAAUGAGGCGACCCAUGGGUCGGUUGAUGGUUGUUGGCAAAGGACAGGGCCUCCAUUGAGACUUUUCAAUCAGAGAGGCAAAUACAGAC
Astrephomene gubernaculifera is the source of this 3858-nucleotide messenger RNA. The record is from the annotation of a GenBank genome assembly. Lineage: Eukaryota; Viridiplantae; Chlorophyta; Chlorophyceae; Chlamydomonadales; Astrephomenaceae.